This is a messenger RNA of Sabethes cyaneus, 321 nucleotides long. Its product is annotated as flexible cuticle protein 12-like. Gene Ontology annotation, cellular component: chitin-based extracellular matrix. The transcript has a single exon. Gene Ontology annotation, molecular function: structural constituent of chitin-based larval cuticle. Lineage: Eukaryota; Metazoa; Arthropoda; Insecta; Diptera; Culicidae. The record is from RefSeq and is a predicted model, not a curated record. The coding region runs from base 10 to 321 and encodes 103 amino acids.
UCAACCAAAAUGAAACUCCUGAUUGUUUUCACUGCCAUCGUUGCCGUCGCCCUGGCCGCCCCCGCCGAUGAUGGUGCCGCCACUGUCGUCAAGUUCGAAAAUGACCAGAAGGUCGACGGAUACAACGUAGCCUACGAAACCAGCAACGGAAUCUCCGGAGCCGAACAGGCCCAGCUGAAAACCUUCGCUGACGACGUUGCUGCCAUCGUUGUUAAGGGACAAUACUCCUAUACCGGUGCCGACGGAGUGGUUUACUCCCUUAACUACGUUGCCGAUGAGAAUGGAUUCCAGCCGGAAGGUGCCCAUUUGCCGCGUGUCUAG